Molecule: messenger RNA, 696 nt
Organism: Oncorhynchus masou masou (cherry salmon)
Lineage: Eukaryota; Metazoa; Chordata; Actinopteri; Salmoniformes; Salmonidae
Product: histone H4
Exons: 1
Coding region: 281-592 (103 amino acids)
Biological process (GO): nucleosome assembly
Cellular component (GO): nucleosome
Molecular function (GO): DNA binding; protein heterodimerization activity; structural constituent of chromatin
Source: RefSeq, a predicted model, not a curated record
ACACAGGUUAGUAGUGGAUCCCCCAGUUGUCACAGUCGGGCCUCGUGUUCAACAUAGCCCAGUAUUUGAGUGUGUUUCCCACGCACGUAAGUAGCUUUCAUUUCUUCUUCCUCCAUAGUUCCCUAGAACGAACGCCCUCCCCUUUGCAGCAGAGGCCAGGCAAAAGCGCGCGCUUUCUGUGCCACUGGCUUCAAUCAGGUCCACCAAACGCAGAUAAUAAGAGCACCAAGCACAGAAAAUUACGUCAUUAAUUCACUUGAACUCAGCUAGCGAACACACGAUGUCUGGAAGAGGUAAAGGCGGCAAGGGACUCGGAAAAGGAGGCGCCAAGCGUCACCGUAAGGUUCUCCGCGAUAACAUCCAGGGAAUCACCAAGCCCGCCAUUCGCCGUCUGGCUCGCCGUGGCGGCGUGAAGCGUAUCUCCGGCCUGAUCUACGAGGAGACCCGCGGUGUCCUGAAGGUGUUCCUCGAGAACGUGAUCCGUGACGCCGUCACCUACACCGAGCACGCCAAGAGAAAGACCGUUACGGCCAUGGACGUGGUCUACGCUCUGAAACGCCAGGGACGCACCCUGUACGGUUUCGGCGGUUAAACGCACCCUUCUCGGAACGUCAACAUCCCGACUUGAACCCAAAGGCUCUUUUAAGAGCCACCCACAUCCGCUUCAAAAGGGCCAAAUCCAUUGUCGUAGGGAAC